Molecule: messenger RNA, 3957 nt
Organism: Brenthis ino (lesser marbled fritillary)
Lineage: Eukaryota; Metazoa; Arthropoda; Insecta; Lepidoptera; Nymphalidae
Source: the annotation of a GenBank genome assembly
AUGCUUUACGUAUUCCAUGUGGAUGCUGGUCAAAUGACCACUUAUGACAUGAAUCUGACCUUACAAAGUGUUGGAAGUUUAAAAGCAGCAAUUGAAAGAAAAGCUAAGAUUCCUGCAUCAUCCCUUGUGCUUUUAGUGAGUGGGGGAGAAGUCUUACAAUCAGAUCAUAUGGUAUCUUCUUACAGUGCCGGUACAGACACAAACCCUAUAUAUAUGUUCAGCAAGCCAUCAGUUAAGGAAAGUCAUUUGCAGCAAUCUAUGUGUGACCUAAGCCCAAUUGUGGAAUUGAGCACUGGAGAGUUUCGAAGUGAUAGUCGCAGUGCGUUUGAUGGCAAAUCUGUAGCUGAAUUAGGAGCGGCUGUUGAGAAAUGUUGCAUGCUGCCACGCACCAUGGACACUGUGAUAGCUUGUGCAAAUUUAGCAAAGCAGUUCAGUGAUCUUGCACAUGAUGUCUACCGUGGCUGUGAUCAGUUAGUACAUGAACAACAUUUGCAACAUCAGGGCUGGGCAGCUGUUGUUGCUAAUUUGGAAGACAUAUUUAAUGAAUUCACUGAAAGGUCUAAGAGUUUCAAAGAGUCAUUUAGGAAACACAGACUAAAAAAGGAUGAAUACAAAGAGCAAUUGGAAAAGUUGAAUGAAGUCCUGGAGUCGUUGGGCAAGAUUCCAAUAUUGCCAGCACUUCAGUUAAAUGCAGAAGCUCAUCGCUUCUCUGCCUUCGAUGUGUUUGAAGAAACUGAUUUUGAAGGUCACCAUUAUGGAGUUAACCAGCCAUUAGGAAGCAGUUCUGAAAAUAGAACUGCAGAUUUUGGGGUUGGAGUAUUUAAACUAUCAGAGGAAGAUGUGUUUGACCAAAGAAACGCCUCGACUAGCAACGAAGGCGCAACUUCGUCCGAAGGUCACGCCAUCGAAGAGUCUGACGAAGGAGUAACCUUUAAGGCGCCGACCUGUGAGAAUAAGGACGAACCUACGCUUUUACAUUGGAUCCUAGCUCAAGGGAAUAAGGCGUCUUUACAGGACAUUAUUGAUUAUUGUCAGAAAGGUUUAGCUUUGAUUGACGCCGAACCCCUAAAGGAGCGUGAAGCAGAGCUAUAUCACAUAUUGGAAUAUGCGAAUAUGCGUGGGUUGAAGCAGAUCAAAGGUAUAGAGGACCGUCUGUACGGACUAGAUCAGUUACUAAAUGAUCUUAAGAAAACUGAACGAGACCAACAUAAUCAAGCAGCUUCCCUUAUUCAGUCACGUGAACGUCUCAACUCUGUUUGCGACUCGUCCGUGCUGCCAACGCUCGUAGAAUCUCAUUGGCGUCAGUUGGAGAAAUUGCUCAAAGGUCACCAAUACUUGGUCGAUAUAAGACGACGAAUUGCCAAGUCUAAGGAAGAACUGUCUCAUAUUUUAAAAGCUAGAUUGGAGGCGGUGCUGAUGAUCGAGAACUCGAUGUCGGUGCAGGACGCGCACGCGAUGCUGUCGUUCCAGUGCUUCAAGCGGCUGUCGCGGUACUUCGGCAUCGUGUCGCAGCUGCACCGCGCGCCGCGCGUGUACGUGCGCGCCGUGCACGAGUGCGCGCGGCGCAGGACUUUUUCGGAUGCACAUUUGAAGUGGGCAACAGAUCUAGCACAGAAGCUAUAUAAAAUCCACGAAGAGGAAGUAACAAGACGUCAAGAGUUCAACAACCAUUUUGAUGACCACUUCCUCAAAAGCCUGUUCCCCGGCAUGACGGACCUGCCGCCGCCCUUCGCGACGCAGGCGCCGCAGCCCUUCGACUUGAAGUUGCCGCAACUGACCAAUGAGGAUGUCGAACUCGUGACCACCUCCUUCCCCGACCUGGCCACUGAUGUGCCUAAAUACGAUAUGGACGUUAUUGUCAAGUUUUUUCAGCAAAGGCUAAGUGCAUCUGAACAUUAUGACAAAGAUGUAAACGUGCAAGUUGGUUUUGUAAAGGAUUUGGAAUCUGAUGUGGAUUUCGAGAAGCUCAGUAGACAGAGCGGGUGUAAGAAGAUCGACACGUCGACGACGUGCGCGCCCGACACCAGCGCCGCGGCCACGCUGACCGAGGUGCGAGUCCCUCCCGAGUUCCUCCACUCCGAGUUCUAUAUAGAAGAGUCCCUCCCGUCCAGCUUGGAAUGGGGCCGCGGACAGGAUAAUAUGGAUACUUAUAAAAUUAACAUCGAAAAGUUACAAGACUUCUUAGUUAAACUGUUUAGUGUGUGUAAAAUAAGUAUCGUUCUAAUAAAAGAAGAAUUAACGAAAUUAAAAAAUGAUAUAGAUGAGCAAAAGAAGUUUAUUCAUGAUGUAUAUAAAUCUGUUAGUGAAGCUUGGGAGAAGCACAACGAAGAGAUAGAUAUAAAAUUCCGUGAGCACACACAGAGAUUGACAGUAGACCAUGAAUUAGAAUUGAGUGAUAUGAAGGCAGCUCUUAAUGAAAAAGAUAAUAUUAUAUGUAAUUUAAAGAAAGUAACAGAAGAUUUGAAGGCAGCACAUCAGAAAGAGAUAGAGAUGCUUGGAAAAGAUCAUCAAAACACAAAAGAAACACUUGAAAAGACUCGAGAAGAGUUAAGAAUUUUAGAGAAGAAAAUGGAGGAAUCAGAUGUACAGAAUCAAAAAGAUAUCAAGGAAAUGCAAGAAAAGUUGCAUAAAGAAUAUAAGGCAGAAAUCGAUUCUUUGAGAUCUAGAUUCCGUCUGGUGGCUCUAACGAAUAUGGACAGAUCGCCGUCGGAAUCCAGUCUGGAGAAGAUCGAGCGUACAGAUGUAAUAGAGAUCAGUAACCACAAUGCUAUCGUGAUGCAGACUAAAGAGAAUGCGGAAAUGGAGAAGGAGGACGCGGUGAAGAACGCAGUGGAGAAGUGUCGCGCCGAGUGGGAGCUGAAGUUGAACGCUGAACUGACGCUUAUCAAAGCAAAGUAUGAAGCGGAGAAACAGGUAACAAUAAACGACGUGACACGUCGCCUCCUAUCCGAGAAGGACCGCCAGCUGGAGCUGCUGCGCGAGCGCGAGCAGGCGCUGAGCCGCGAGUGCACCAAGUACCGCGACACCAUACAGCAGCUCACUGACCCGGAGACCAAUGACUACGACAGCUUGUUGAAGACGCAGUUUGCUACUCUCGAAAAUGAGAAGGCAUUAUUGCAACAACAAGUAAUGGAGCUGAAGAAGGAACUCGAUAAGAAGAAUGAAGAGGCAGAUAGAAGUAGAGAAGAUGAUAGUGAUGGCAGGUCAUCGCCGAAGCGCGAAGAGUGCAGGCGUCGCGCGCGCUGCCACACGCCGCUGGGGCUGGCGGGCGGCGCGCUCAGCCUGUCCUCGUGCCUGCCCGGACACGCCGUGCUGCUGCUGUGGGACCCCGCGCACCUCAACUACACCGUCAUGCAGGAAGCAUCAAUAAUGUAUUUCGUGCACAGCGAUUGUCUCCCCGCACUCGAUCUAAGUAUACAAGUGAAGAACGAGAGUGAUCGUCGCCUCUACGCCAUCGCUACCGUCGAGUCCAAGGAGUAUUGCUAUGCCAAAAAGAGCGGCAAUCGUUUCCUGAUGCCGCGCGGCUCUCGCUUCUACCGCGUGCGAGUUAAGCCAUACAAGCCUCAUCUCCCGCACCCGUCCUGUUGCGACAAGCAACACAAACAGGAUAUGCAAAAGUCAGUAGACACGAGUCAAUCGACCAGUUCUAAUACAGAUGAAGCGAGUCGCGUGGAAGUGGCAACGGCGACCCUCAUUAAUCUGGAGUCGCCGGUGUCCGCGGGUGACCCCGUACCCACCGCCGACCCUUCAGGCCCCUCGGGGUCCACCGGUGACGCGGGCCUCUCAGGCCCCUCGGGCCCAGCGCCUGAAGAUCAGCUCGACUCUAUAGAGUCCAGUGACCAGUGGCACCCCGCGAGGAUGCAAGUAUCGACCGUCAGUGCUUUGACCGACAUGGAAUGCAGCGUGGGGCGGUGCCCGGGGCCGGAGCCCCUGGAGGUGGCGGAGGAGGCGGCGCCA